This is a messenger RNA of Trypanosoma cruzi, 1488 nucleotides long. RefSeq lists its product as uncharacterized. The transcript has a single exon. The coding region runs from base 1 to 1488 and encodes 495 amino acids. NCBI's taxonomy places the organism in Eukaryota, Euglenozoa, Kinetoplastea, Trypanosomatida, Trypanosomatidae. The record is from RefSeq and is a predicted model, not a curated record.
AUGGAGUUUAUUCUUGAUGCAUUCGACUCCUCAGCCUCAACACUCAAGGCCUACUACGAACAGCUGCAGCAGCUGGGAGAGGAAGGCGAGGAUUGUGACGUCAAGAUCGAUGCCCUCCGUGCGCUGCAUGAUUGUUUCGUGUCGCAUACGGAGAAGAUGAGCUUCGAGUUGGAUGUCCUCCAGACCGACGAGGAGCGAGAGGCUGAUGGCAUUGAAGAGGAGGUGGCCGAACUGGAGGCGGAGCUUCUGAUGCUUACACAAAUUGCACAGGGCUGUGAUGCCGGCGGCUACCGUUUACCUUUCCCAGCUUGUGACUCAUUUCAAGUAUACGGGGCCUUUGCAACAAAACUUUGUGACUUUGUGGCGAAGCUGACGGUCCUGCGCGACGCCAUGCAGGGGUUUCUCUCGCACCCGCAUCCGUUGGAGACAGAGAGUUUAUUCCACAUCACAUGGUGCGGCGUCACGAGCGAGAAGGCAUGGGCAGAGAAGGAGAAUGAGCUUCACGCGGCUUGGGACGUGUUGGAAGCGAAGGCUGGGGCCGUCGCCGUGACGUCGCCGGGCUCGUCGAUAGAAGCUGCGCGGGGUCUCCUUGACGAGGUGAUGGCUUUGGGAGGGCGCGCCGUUGACCGCGUGGCGGAUUUACGGCAGCUUUGGGAAAGACGAGAAAAGGUGGUGAAACAACUUGACGGCCAGCAGCGUCGUCUUGUCGUCUGGUGCCGCCAGCAGCAAGUCAACCUUGAUGCCCUGAGCGACCCGGACCACAUCCAAGAGUUCUGCGCGUCGCUGUUGGAGCACUACAAAGUCAUGUCGAGUAAUUACCGCGUUUUAUUAGAGUCGGCGGAGCCGUUUUUGGACUGCGAGGCCGUGCAGGAAAAGUUGCUGGAGGCAAGCGAGACUUGGGUGCAUCUGCAGGUUAAGGCCCUUGAACGGCUGCGGCAUACGCUUUUUGAGGUGCAUGCAGACACCAUAUUGGAGGAACGUGUGGAGGAGCACGUCAGUUUUGGUUUGCAAGUGGGCCCUUUUCUUGAGGAGCUGAAAAAUUCACUUGUGGCCACACGCAAUACGAAUUCAGUUCUGCAUGACCGUUCUGAACAACUCACGGAGGAAUGUCAGUUGCUACAAGAAAUAAUGCCAAAACACGAUGAGCUCUGCAAAUGUCUUCUUCAGUUUGCGAAUCGCAUGCGAAUAAUGCGGGAGGCGUAUGCGUGUUACCGGGCCGCAGCACUUUCCCGUGUGACUUACUUGGCUUCUUCGUCGGAUAUUUUGACGGAGGCGGCGCGCCGCAAAGAAGAUUUUGAGAGUUGCGUCGAGGAAAUUCAAGCGUGGGUGGAUCAUAAGGCGAAGGAUGAUUCCUGGCGCGAUGUCCGGGAGAAGGUGCGUGGCAUCAAGGCACUGCUGGAACGAGAGCAACAAUUCUUGGAUCAGGAUCGAAAAGAGACAGAAAGCGAAGAGGGGGCGAAAAAAAGAGAGCAAACAAACGUUUUGUGA